Molecule: messenger RNA, 2043 nt
Organism: Penaeus vannamei (Pacific white shrimp)
Lineage: Eukaryota; Metazoa; Arthropoda; Malacostraca; Decapoda; Penaeidae
Source: RefSeq, a predicted model, not a curated record
AUGAGAGCCAAAGGCGAGAGCCAGAGGAGAGCGAAAGCCAGAGAGCCAAAGAGCGAGAGCCCAGAGAGCCCAAAGAGCGAGAGCCAGAGAGCCAAGAGCGAGAGCCAAGACGAAGAGCCAAAAAGCGAGAGCCAGAGCCAAAAAGCGAGAGCCAGAGAGAGCCAAAGAGCCAGAGAGCCAAAGAGCGAGAAGCAGCAAGAGCCAAAGAGCGAGAGCCAGAGAGCCAAAGAGCGAGAGCCAAAGAGCGAGAGCCAGAGCGGAGAGCCCAAAGAGGCGAGAGCCCAGAGAGGCAGACAGAGGAAGACAGCAGAAAGACUUAAGAAGAUUGAGCUAGAGAUCCACAUAAAAUCAGGAAGAGAUACGCACAAAGAAUCAGCGGAAAAGAGACGAGCCAGACAAAGGACAGGCCAGAAGAGCCACAGAGAAGAGGACAGGUUCACAGCACAAAGCGGAGCCCACAGCACAGAACCCACAGAGCCACAGAGAGAGACAGCUAACGGACAAAGCAGAGACAAAGAAGCCACAGGAGAGAGACACCACCAGACAGAGCACAAGUCAGAGAACCACAGGAAGAGAGACAGCCACGAGGUAAAGGACAGAAGCAAAGAGCCACAGGAAAGAGACAGAAGCCAAAGAGCCACAGACAGAGGAACAAAGCAAAGAGGCACAGACAAGAGACAAAGCCAAGAGCCACAGACAGAGACAGAACCCAAAGACCCACAGACAGACGACAGAACCAAAGACCACAGGACCAGAGAGGAGCGCACAGACAGAGCCAGAGGCCACAGCACAGAACCAAAAGAGCACGAGACAGAACCCAAGAGCCACAGGACACGCACCAAAGAGCCACAGGACAGACACCAAAGAGCCACAGACAGAGCCAAAGAGCCACAGGACAGAAACCAAAGAGCCACAGACAGAACAAAGCUACAGACAGAACCAAAGAUCCACAGACAGAAACAAGAUCCAAGACAGAACAAAGAGCCACAGACAGAGCCAAAGAGCCGACAGACAGAACAAAAGAGCCACAGAACAGAACCAAAGAGCCACAGACAGAACCAAAGAGCCACAGACAGAACCAAAGAGCCACAGACAAGAACCAAAGAGCCACAGACAGAACCAAAGAGCCACAGACAGAACAAAGAGCCACAGACAGAGCCACAGACAGAACCAAAAGAAGCCACAGACAGAACCAAAAGAGCCACAGGGACAGAAACCAAAAGAGCCACAGACCCAGAAGCCAAAGAGCCAACAGACAGAACCCAAAGAGCCACAGACAGAGCCAUAGAACAGAACCAAAGAGCCACAGACAGAACCAAAGAGCCACAGACAGAACAGAAGAGCAUGACAGAACAAAAAAGGCAUCCACAGACAGAAACAAAACCACAGACAGCAGCCACAGGACAGAACCAAAGAGCCACAGACGAACCAAAGAGCCACAGGACAGAACCAAGAGCCACAAGACAGAACCAAAGAGGCCACAGACAAACCAAAGAGCCACAGGACAGACCAAGAGCACAGACAGAACCCAAAGAGCGCACAGACAGAGCCAAAGAGCCACAGACAGAACCAAAGAGCCACAGACAGAGCCACAGACAGAACCAAAGAGGCCACAGACAGAACCAAAGAGCCAACAGACAGAACAAAAGAGCACAGACAAGCCAAAGAGCCACAGACAGAAAACAAACCACAGACAGAGUCCAUAGACAAAACCAAGAGCCACAGACAAAACCAAAGAGCCACAGACAGAACCAAAAGAUCCAGAACAAAGACAGAAGACCAAAAGAGCCAAGACAGAAGCCAGAGAAACAGAACCAAAGAGCCAAGACAGAGACCACAGAAGCCACAGACAGAACCAAAGAAGCCACAGAGCCAAAGAGCACAGACAGAGCCAGAGAGCCACAGACAGAGCCGAGACCGAGGUACGCGGCCCGUGCUCUUUCUCCCGGCGACGGAGCAUCCAUUAGCACCCGCGGGUCUCUGGGGAAAUACCUGAUGGGUUUAGGGAUGUGUACUCUGCUUGCUGCUGAGGCUCGCACUUGA